This is a messenger RNA of Aureobasidium uvarum, 552 nucleotides long. NCBI's taxonomy places the organism in Eukaryota, Fungi, Ascomycota, Dothideomycetes, Dothideales, Saccotheciaceae. The record is from the annotation of a GenBank genome assembly.
AUGCCGUCUUAUCGCCGCGACCGCGCCUGCUCACACCUGUCGNNUCAGUUCCUUCGCGAGUACAAGCUCGUAGUAGUCGGCGGUGGUGGUGUCGGAAAGUCGUGUUUGACCAUCCAACUCAUCCAAAGCCAUUUCGUCGAUGAGUACGACCCGACAAUUGAAGGUUUGUACAUGUCGCCGCUCCCCGCGCCCACCAUCUCUGUUCUGACCGCCUCUUCUCCACACNNAGAUUCAUACCGCAAGCAGUGCGUCAUUGACGACGAGGUCGCCCUUCUCGAUGUGCUCGACACAGCAGGACAAGAAGAAUACUCGGCCAUGAGAGAACAGUACAUGCGCACCGGCGAGGGUUUUCUGCUCGUCUACUCCAUCACCUCGCAACAAUCCUUUGAAGAGAUCAAGACUUUCCAACAACAAAUAUUGCGCGUCAAGGACAAGGACUACUUCCCCAUGAUCGUCGUCGGCAACAAGUGCGAUCUGGACGGAGAGAGAGAAGUCUCGGUCGAAGGUGCGUCUGACCCCUCGCUCUUGUGUUUAUUUGUUCUGGCCGUUUGA